AUGACAAACAGCAUCAAAAGCAAUAACAGCUAUACCAAAGAAACCCACAAUAUCAAAAACAUCCGAAUCGUCCAUCAUCCAGAAACUGUGCCUAUCCACAUAAAAUAUGCCAAUGAUACCAAUGUGCCUUUCCAUGAUUAUUUAGCACAAACAUGUCCUUCACUGUUUGGACCCAGGGCUCAUUAUACCCCAACUCCUUACUUGAGAUCGAAACAUUUACAAACUAUUUAUGCGUCCUUGUAUGAUGACAAGACGACCAGAAAUGAUAUUACCUAUCAGAGACAGAUAUUGGAGUUUGCCAAUGGUGGUGUUGCCUCGCUGGAUUGGGCUGUUCCAUUGACGCCUCUACCAGAGGAUACACCCACACUCGUUAUCUUGCAUGGCCUCACUGGUGGUAGCCAUGAAAAUUACAUUCGUGGGUUACUCCAAAUCCUUGCCAGACCACCCAUCAAUUACAGAGCAGUCGUCUACAAUGCUCGAGGAUGUGGAUUCACCAACGUCAAUACGCCUCAACUAUUCAAUGCCUCCAUCACAGAUGAUAUCAGAGAAGCUCUCCGCCAUAUUCAGAAGCAAGUGGGUGAAAAGACGCCCUUAAUUGGCAUCGGAUUCUCUUUGGGCUCCAAUAUUCUUGUCAAGUAUCUUGGCGAGGAAAAGGAAAAGACACCCUUGCUGGCUGCUGUCUCUGUCGCGAACCCCUAUGAUUUACUGAGUUCCGGAAAAGUGCUGGAUCAAGGUUAUUUCACUCGCAAUGUCUAUUCUCACCGCAUGGCCAACAAUCUGAAAAACAUCUUUUUGAGAAACAAAGACAUUAUGCUGACACGUAAGGAUAUCGACAUUGACGAGGUAUUGGCUGCCAAAACAAUCCGAGAAUACGACGAUGCCUGUACAAAGAAGAUGUCUAAUUACACUACAGUCAAUAACUACUAUCGCGAUGGUAGCUGUGCACGUGUCAUUGAACAUGUUCGUAUUCCAUUGCUCUGUAUCAAUGCCUUGGAUGAUCCCAUCGCAUUGGCUCAAUGCAUUCCAGUGGAUGAAAUCAAGGUGAAUCCUUAUAUUGUCUUGGCUGCUACAAAAUACGGCGGCCAUUUAGGUUGGUUUGAACAUUCCUAUAGACCGAGCAGAUGGGUGGAUAAACCAAUCUCUGAAUUUGUGGUUGCCAUGUUCCAGGCUAACGAUGCUCGUAAAGAGGCUACCAAGUUGGAUACCCAUGUUGUCGUUCGUAGUGCAAAAGCUAUCAGAAAGAUUAGGUUUCCACCUUUAACAGCUGCUAUACCUCCAAUGAUGAAAUCUUAG
Molecule: messenger RNA, 1293 nt
Organism: Mucor velutinosus
Lineage: Eukaryota; Fungi; Mucoromycota; Mucoromycetes; Mucorales; Mucoraceae
Product: LRR receptor-like serine/threonine-protein kinase RGI2
Exons: 7
Coding region: 1-1293 (430 amino acids)
Biological process (GO): medium-chain fatty acid catabolic process; medium-chain fatty acid biosynthetic process
Molecular function (GO): monoacylglycerol lipase activity; acetylesterase activity
Source: RefSeq, a predicted model, not a curated record